Molecule: messenger RNA, 420 nt
Organism: Penicillium soppii
Lineage: Eukaryota; Fungi; Ascomycota; Eurotiomycetes; Eurotiales; Aspergillaceae
Exons: 1
Coding region: 1-420 (139 amino acids)
Biological process (GO): endoplasmic reticulum unfolded protein response
Cellular component (GO): Hrd1p ubiquitin ligase ERAD-L complex; endoplasmic reticulum membrane
Molecular function (GO): ubiquitin-specific protease binding; misfolded protein binding
Source: RefSeq, a predicted model, not a curated record
AUGAUUAUGGCCUUCAUCUACAGCUACUCCCAACUCAACCGUGGACAGCGAACCAGGUUCUUCGUCAUUGAUAUUCCUGUCGUUGUCUUGCCUUAUGCAAUGCUCCUUGUCACGAUGGUUCUCGGUGGAUGGUACAGCGCUGUGUUGGAAAGCAUGGGAAUCCUCGCUGCCCAUCUUUACAACUUUCUCACACAUAUCUACCCGGUCUAUGGCGGUGGAAGAAAUUUCAUCACUGUCCCAGGUUUCCUGGAGAGAUACUUCACACGUCAUAGUGUGAAUAGCGGUAACAGAGGGUAUGGAAUGGCUGUUCCCCCAGUCAGAUCAUCUGAGCCUUCGGGUUCGACAUCUGGAUCAUCCUGGGGCUGGGCUUCUUCGAAUGCCUGGAAGGGUAGAGGCGCUGGUCGAAGACUUGGCGGUUGA